AUGUCUUCACCCAUAGCAGCCUUACCCGCACCGGAGGGUUAUAUCGUGAACUUUGAUAACCCGGUAAGAUAUGAAGAUAUAACUGGAUAUUGGGUUUUUGGCGUAGGAACCAUAUUGAGCUUUUCGUUUCUGUGUAUGAGGAUUUACACGAAAGCGGUUGUUUCGAGGAGUUUUGCUGCUGAGGAUGUCUGUUUGAUUUUGGCUUGGCUUGCGGGAGUUAGUGUGCAGGCACUUUUUGUUUUCAUGUGGCUUCAAAAAGCAAUGGGAGUACACGCAUGGGAAAUUCCAAUCGAAAGAUAUCAUUUAUACGGCAAACUGAUUAUGAGCUCGUCAGUCAUCUAUGUGGCCUGUCUCGGAUUAUCCAAAUUUUCGCUCCUGCUCUUCUACAACCGUCUAUCACCAGUUCAAUGGUUUCGAAACGCAGUUUACUUUCUUAUGUUCGUAGUUGUGGGCCAUAGUUUCGCUCUCAUCUUUGCACUGAUAUUCCUUUGCAAACCAUUGGCUAUGAAUUGGGAUUACGAUAUUGUAGAUGGGACAUGUAUUGAUCGCACCGCGAUAUAUAUCGCGACAGCUGCUUUGAACGUCGCUACGGAUAUUGCACUCCUUGUUUUGGUCGUUCCGAUGAUUGUGGAUUUGCAGAUGCCGAGGAUUCAGAAAGUGGGCUUGAUUGUGAUUUUCAUGGUUGGGUCGCUAACUUGUGUAACGAGUAUGAUACGUUUAAAGAUCAUGUUACCUCUUCUCAUGGCGCCGGAUCAGACAUGGGCUGUCUCGGUUCCUUGCAUAUGGAUUAUCGUAGAAGCCAACCUCGUAACCAUCUGCGGCUCCUUCCCCAUCAUUCGGCAAUUCGCCAAACACGUUGCGCCGGGGUGGAUAGGCGAAUCAACAAUCGAUUCCCUGGAGAACUCGGGCUCUCGUCUCUGUGAUCUCGAAACUAUAGGACAGAAAUCGUCGAAGAAGAAGAAGUUCAGAUAUGGAAUCGAGUCAUUGGAUGAUGAUGAUGCUUUUGAUUUGAAGCUGGAUGGGAGGUUUGUGGAACAUAGGGUGGAAAUUACAGCAAUUGGGAGAGCGUUAACGAGGGAGAGAAGUAAUGGGGAUUUGGAGGAUUAUGGGAUUGAACCGCAUGUGAGAUAA
Botrytis fragariae is the source of this 1131-nucleotide messenger RNA. RefSeq names its product putative integral membrane protein. The coding region runs from base 1 to 1131 and encodes 376 amino acids. The transcript is spliced from 7 exons. The record is from RefSeq and is a predicted model, not a curated record. Lineage: Eukaryota; Fungi; Ascomycota; Leotiomycetes; Helotiales; Sclerotiniaceae.